Cicer arietinum (chickpea) is the source of this 2273-nucleotide messenger RNA. Its product is annotated as cysteine-rich receptor-like protein kinase 10. Gene Ontology annotation, cellular component: plasma membrane. Gene Ontology annotation, molecular function: protein serine/threonine kinase activity; ATP binding. The record is from RefSeq and is a predicted model, not a curated record. Lineage: Eukaryota; Viridiplantae; Streptophyta; Magnoliopsida; Fabales; Fabaceae. Gene Ontology annotation, biological process: protein phosphorylation.
UUAUUAAAAAAAAGUAAUGACUUUUCACUGACUACCGCCAUGAGCAUUAUGAGGUUUCAUAGCUUCAUGCUCCUUCUCAUCAUUUUCUUCUUCUUCUUCUUCAAACUAACAACUUCACAAUCUCCAAUUUCAUUGAUCAGUUUUUGCCAAAACUCAUCUGUAUCAAAACCUCUCACCAAUUCAUACAAAACCAACGUUAAAAACCUCCUCUCAUGGAUGAACACUAUUUCUUCCACAGGCCAAGAAUCCAACCACACCUCCUUCGGAGACAAAAAAACUCAUGAUGUUGUUUAUGGUAAAUACGACUGUCGCGGCGACAUCCCUGAAUAUUUUUGCCAAUUCUGUGUAAACAAUGCUGCUAGAGAAAUUUCUCAACGUUGUCCAAACAGUGUAUCAGCUGUUAUAUUUUAUGACAUGUGUAUAAUUCGUUACACUGACAAUAAUUUCUUUGGAAAAAUUGUUUUAACUCCAUCAUUUAAUAUUACUGGAACAAAGUUCAUAAAGGAUUCAAAAGAAUUUGAGAGAGCAGAGUAUUUUAUGAGGAGAUUGAUAAGAAAUGCGACAGAGGCGAACCGGUCGUGGGGGACGGGUGAGUUUGAUUGGAAUGAUAGUGAGAAAAGGUAUGGUUUGGUUCAGUGUGCUGGAGAUCUUGAUAUUGAUGUGUGUGGAGAGUGUUUGGAGGAUUUGAUAGAUAUGGUUAGUAAGUGUUGUAGGAGUAAGGAAACAUGGGCUAUUGUUGCUCCAAGUUGUGGGAUUAAGUUUGAUGAUAAAAUGUUUUAUCAGUUAUCUCAGCAGACAGGGUCGUCUUCUAUGCCGAAUCCGGCCAAGCAGGAAGGUUCAAGUGACAAAAAAACCUUGAUCAUCAGCUUAAUAAGUGUACUGGUGACAGUAGCUUUACUAAGUUGUUGUGUCUACUACUCCUGGAGAAGGAAUUGGUUAUGUAGAGGUGAAUUGCUGUUGAGGACCAUUCCUAGAGCUUUUCAUGAUCAUGUUCAAAGAGAGGAUUCAUUGAAUGGAGUCCUUCAAACAAUCCCUUUAAUUGUAAUCCAACAAAGUACUAAUUGGUUUUCAGAGUCAACUAAAUUAGGCGAAGGCGGAUUUGGCUCGGUUUACAAGGGUACUUUACCAGAUGGGACGGAAAUUGCGGCCAAAAGGCUUGCAGAAACGUCUGGUCAAGGUUUAGAGGAGUUCAAGAAUGAAGUGAUUUUCAUAGCUAAACUACAACAUAGAAACCUUGUGAAACUCUUGGGUUGCUGCUUUGAAGAAAAUGAAAAGAUACUAGUAUAUGAGUACAUGCCAAAUUCAAGCCUUGACUUUCACCUUUUCAAAAAGGAAAAUCAAAAUCAACUAGAUUGGAAAUUACGACUAAGCAUUAUCAAUGGAAUUGCAAGAGGACUAUUAUACCUUCACGAGGAUUCACGACUAAGAGUUAUCCAUAGAGAUUUGAAAGCUAGUAAUGUUCUUCUGGACGAUGAAAUGAAUCCAAAAAUAUCAGAUUUUGGAUUGGCAAGAAAGUUUGAAAAAGGCCAAAGUCAAACAGAAACAAAAAGAGUUAUGGGCACCUACGGAUACAUGGCUCCAGAAUAUGCUAUGGCUGGACUAUUUUCAGUUAAGUCUGAUAUUUUCAGCUUUGGAGUUCUGAUAUUAGAAAUCAUUUAUGGAAAAAGGAAUGGUGAAUUCUUUCUUUCGGAACAUAGGCAAAGUCUUCUCUUACAUACUUGGAAACUCUGGUGUGAAGGAAAAAGUUUGGAGUUAAUCGAUCCGAUCCUCAAAAAAUCAUACAGGGAAAGUGAAGUUAUUAAGUGUAUACAGAUUGGUUUAUUGUGCGUGCAAGAAGAUGCUGCAGAUCGACCAACUGUGUCGACAGUUGUCCUCAUGCUAGGGAGUGACGGGAUAGCCCUUCCGACGCCCAAACGACCGGCGUUUUCAGUCGGAAGAGUUACUAAUGAAGAUUCAACAUCAAAAAGUUAUCAUGACAAUUCUAUUAAUGAACUUACCGUAACUAGAUUGAUACCUAGAUAGCAGAACUUAUGUUGUAGUUUGAAUUAGGUACUAGUUUAUGGGAACUUUCUCAAUUGCAUUGAGUGUUUCCUUGGGUGUAGAAAUAUCCCUUUUCUUUUCUUCUAUGACAUGAACUUGUGCAUUAUCUAAUCAAAUUUUGAGCCAAUUGCAGGAGGUCACAUGACAGGAGUAAGAGUACUCAAGCUUGUAAAAUGCAGAGUGAACAUAAAUAUUAAAUACUAGCUAUGAUCCGCAUACAUAGACAUUAGAUA